UGCCGGGUUUGGAGUUGGGGAGUGGAGAGCACGCGCGGGGACGAGAAGAGGAAUUGAGUGUGAGAUUUCGGGGGGCGUAUUUUAUUGGUGGUGUUUCCCAAAUCAACACAACCGAACCAGGGAAGGUUUUCUUGUAAAGCACGUUUGAUUAUUCGUCGAGAAACUGCAUUCUGAAGAUUCAUGACCAAUCUAAUUUCUUUCUUCCCGUUGUUGGAGCUCGUUUUUUAGGAGCUCAGCAGUUGAUGGACUGUUACCCCAAGAGCAGUGACAAGAAAACAUUAAAGAGGUGGUUUUUUAUUGAUAAAAGAGUAGGGUGAAGUGGACAUCUGAUAGAAAUUUGUUUGAUCGGUGCUCAAUACUUCUUAAAGUUAUUACAUUGUUACUGGACUGAAAGUGGUCUGAAACCUGGAUUCCAUGGACUUGAAAUCGAAUCAUACUCCUGUUCUCACUGAUUCUGCACCCGUAACAAAGUCUAGGCUGUGUGCGCAUUCCAGUUUGUUGCCUUACUCCCAUUCCGGGGCAACUUUUACGCAUGGAAUGUUAUUGACUAUCCCAAGGAAGAAAACAGGAAUUCUUGAGGAUGUUCGUUCCAGUGGUUGGUUGGAUGCCAUGAAAUCAUCUUCACCUCCAGCCAGGAAGAUAACAAAGGAUUUUAGCCAUGGGUUUGCAUCAUCUGACUCUGACACUGCUGGUGCUUAUUUUAGCUGGCUGCUAAAAUACCCAUCUGCUCUUACAUCUUUUGAUCAAAUCACAAACUAUGCAAAAGGGAAAAGAAUUGCGUUGUUUAUGGAUUAUGAUGGAACUCUUUCCCCAAUUGUGGAUAAUCCUGACUGUGCGUUCAUGUCGGACAAUAUGCGAGCUGCUGUUAAAAAGGUGGCAGAGUAUUUUCCAACAGCAAUAAUUAGUGGAAGAAGUCGUGACAAGGUAUAUCAAUUUGUAGGACUAACAGAACUCUACUACGCUGGUAGUCACGGGAUGGACAUCAUUGGCCCUGUUAGACAAUCUGAAUCUGAUAAUCACCCGAAUUGCAUUAGGUCUACAGACAAGCAGGGUAAGGAAGUAAAUUUAUUCCAACCCGCUGCUGAAUUUGUGCCCAUGAUUAAUGAGGUCCUCAAGUCUCUUGAUGAGUGUACGAAAGACAUUAAAGGUGCUAAAGUAGAGAACAAUAAAUUUUGCGUUUCUGUGCACUACCGGAACGUUGAUGAAAAGUAUUGGGAUGUGGUGGGGCAACGUGUUCAUGAUGUUCUGAAGGGCUAUCCGCGUUUGCGCUUAACUCAUGGCCGGAAGGUUUUAGAGAUCCGACCUGUGAUUAACUGGGAUAAGGGAAAAGCCGUCACCUUUUUACUUGAGUCACUUGGGCUAAACAAUUGUGAUGAUGUGCUUCCUAUAUAUAUUGGAGAUGAUCGGACUGACGAAGAUGCAUUCAAGGUUUUGAGAGAGGGGAAUAAAGGUUAUGGGAUCUUGGUGUCUUCAUCACCAAAAGAAAGCAACGCAGUUUACUCUCUUCGUGAUCCAUCAGAGGUCAUGGAAUUUCUCAAGUCACUUGUGUUGUGGAAGUCAAGCUGCUUAAAAAGUCUUAUAUAGAUUAUAGAGGAGAAUGUAUACACUCUGCUAUACUAUAAUAUAUACAUCAUAAAAAAAGAAGCUUUUUCGAUUUUGGUUUUCUCGGAAACAUUCAAAGAGGUUUCCUGGAGCAGUUUUACGCGCAGAAGACCUCUUAAGGUACCAGCAGCGCUGUCUGUCGUUACUCACUUGUUUUACUCAAACAUUAUGUGCUAGCUGUAAAUUCCUGCCUCGAUUAUAAAUAUCUUCAAGAAUUAAAAGAAUGUGCUCAGUUUUUUCUUUUCUUUUUCUUUUUACCACCUCUCAUUGCAAAAUGUAUUGAUGUAUUUAAUCAUUCGUGCUUCAGUUUUGAUCACUCUAUCUAACCACUAAAAUGGGGGUUACAAAUGCGACAUCAUUCAUUUGUUAAA
This is a messenger RNA of Vigna radiata var. radiata (mung bean), 1973 nucleotides long. Its product is annotated as trehalose-phosphate phosphatase A. Gene Ontology annotation, molecular function: trehalose-phosphatase activity. The record is from RefSeq and is a predicted model, not a curated record. The coding region runs from base 415 to 1584 and encodes 389 amino acids. The transcript is spliced from 13 exons. Gene Ontology annotation, biological process: trehalose biosynthetic process. NCBI's taxonomy places the organism in Eukaryota, Viridiplantae, Streptophyta, Magnoliopsida, Fabales, Fabaceae.